Messenger RNA from Trichomonas vaginalis G3, 204 nucleotides. RefSeq lists its product as uncharacterized. The transcript has a single exon. The record is from RefSeq and is a predicted model, not a curated record. Lineage: Eukaryota; Parabasalia; Trichomonadida; Trichomonadidae. Bases 1 to 204 code for a protein of 67 amino acids.
AUGACGACUAAAGUCACUGAAGCAAUGAAACAAAAGUUUUUGGUAGAAUACAUUAAAUCAGGAAUUAUUCCAGAAGGUUUUUACAUUCAUACUAUGAAGGAUGGUAGAGUUCAGUUGAGAAAGAUUAAACUUCAUGAGGACAACAUUGCUGAACUUAAGAAGAAGUUAGAAGAGUUGGAGAAAGCAGACGACAGUGAGGAAUAA